This is a messenger RNA of Drosophila mauritiana, 1881 nucleotides long. Its product is annotated as trichohyalin. NCBI's taxonomy places the organism in Eukaryota, Metazoa, Arthropoda, Insecta, Diptera, Drosophilidae. The coding region runs from base 75 to 1496 and encodes 473 amino acids. The transcript is spliced from 2 exons. Gene Ontology annotation, cellular component: extracellular matrix. The record is from RefSeq and is a predicted model, not a curated record.
GCAAACGGGAAACAGCAGCAGUAGCCAAACAAAUAACCAGCAGCCAACUAGUCGUAUACUUAACGUCAGCAGCCAUGAAACGGACAUACUUGUUGCUCUGCCUGAGUCUCCUCACCUGCAAUGUGGCCAACUCGGCAUACCUGCGUCCCAUCGAUCUUAGCCAGCUCGCCAAGUCCUCCAACCUUCAGCAGCAACAGCAGCUGCGUGGGGAUCUGAACCGAGAUGAUAACAACGAUGACGAUGAUGCCACCACCUUGGCACCCAAUUCCAAUGAGGAUUACGACAGUCGUCCCCAGUACAGUUUUGCCUAUGACGUGAGGGACUCGCUGACCGGCGAUGACAAGCGGCAGGAGGAGAAGCGCGAUGGCGACCUGGUCAAGGGUCAGUACUCCCUGAUCGAACCCGAUGGCACCCGUCGCAUUGUGGAGUACACGGCCGAUGAUGUGAGUGGCUUCAAUGCCAUUGUGUCCAAGCAGCGUCUGGAUGAGCAGCAGCAGCAGCAGCAGCAAAGGCUCUCCGCCUCCACUUCGCCCCGUUUCAACAGCCUCGAGGAACUUCAGACCCGUCUCACCGCCCAGGCCAUUGCGGAAGCCCGAUCUCUGGUGGAAGCCCAACAGGCCAGCCAACUCCAGCUGGAGGCGCAGAAUCGUCGGGAAUCUGAGAAUCAGGCUCGCAACCAGGCCCAACAGCUCAUGGAGCAGUUCCAGCAGCAGGUGCAACAGCAGGAGCAGCAGCGUCUGCAGCAAGAGCAGCAAUUGAGGGAUCUGCAGCGCCUCCAGGAGCAGCGGGAUCGCGAGGAGCGUGAUCGUGAGCAGCGGGAGCGGGAGCAGCGUGAGCGGGAACAGCGUGAGCGCCAGCAGCGGGAACAGGAACUCCGGGAACGGGAGCUGCGCGAGCGUGAACUCCGUGAUCGUGAACUCCGGGAUCGGGAACAGCGGGAUCGGGAGCAGCGUGACCGCGAGGAUCGCCGCCAGCAAGCGGAUCGUCGUCAGAGUCAGAACCAGCGAUUGCUCGACCAGCAGACCCUACUCCUCGCCCAAAGCCUGCCCAGCAUUCAGGCCACCGUGGUCUCCCAUCCACCCACUUUGCUCGCCUCCCGCCUGCCCGGCAGCACCACCACCAGCUCCUCGAGGACUACCACUCUGCUGACCAGGGAACGCGAUCUUGAGGCCUGGCGCCAGUUGCCCAAUGCUCGCAUCACCAUCGAUCGCAGCUCCCAACCGCUGAUCCUUAGUCAGCCGUCCAGUGCCACCGUUCAGGCUCAGCUGAUCAGUUCGCCACUGCUUUUGGAGUCCGGAAACCUCAACGGAUUGAUAAGCACCCGGCUGAAUGGCAAUGCUGCACGAGCUGGAGCCGCCUUGAGUUGGUCCAAUGGACGCCGUCUGCUGAACAACGAUCUCUGGCAGCUGGACAGACUGGAUGACCGUGCAGAUAGUCGGCGGGAGAGCGAGGAGUUGCGUUCCAACAGCGCCGAACGUCGCUCCAAGAACUGGUAGAUACUCCAGAAAAGCGAGAUGACUCAACCCAAUCUUCAACUGAACUCAUACGAAACUCCAACCAGCGACCUCAGCGAUCUGCCAACCGGACCACGAAUAUGUUUAGACUAUAAGUUCUAGAUCGAAUCUAGCCUAGAAUCGGGGAUUUUGGUAAUUCUCUCAGCUUUUCGUCCCAUCUAAUGCAUACAGCAAACUCUGCCAAGAAUCUAACCCAGCUCUAACGCUUUCCAUUCCGCUAACUUUAGUCUUAAGUUUAAUUGUUUUUGUGUUACUCUAUAGUUAGUCAACUGCAUCAAUGUGAAAAUGUAAAAAAAAAAUAAACCAGAUUAUUCAAGGAAGGCUGCUGGACUUCAACGAAGUCGGCAUGCUCUUUUGCAAAACUUAA